AUGCUCUAUGGAAGAGCCGCCGGCCGGGCUCUACGACAGCCAUCGGCCAGCUCUGCUUCUUCACCAUCGUUACCAUCUUCUCUGAGCACGCGACUCUCCUCCUCCCGAUCUCGGCUCUACUCGACCACCCGAAGACCACUCAUUUCGAACUUAUCGCGACGGAACUGCUCUGUCCAGACGCUUUCCAGCGAGACAACUUCGAUACAGCCAUGGUCUUUAUAUUCUCCUCCGUUCCGGUUACAUUCCCGGACUUUCACUUCCACUUCAAUUCGCUUAAAAGAAAAGAUUCCCGAACAAGCCGAGGAAGUGGUGGAGGAAGAAAAGCCGAUAAAGGAGGAACCCGAAGAACGACAGGCUGCAAAGAAGUCUAAUUCCGGUUCCAAAGAUAAUUCAUCAAGCAAUCCGAAGGGAGCGGCCGGCAGCAGUGGUGCAUCUCCACCAGAUGGAUCCGAACCGCCAUCUGCCACCCCACCAAGUGGGAAUACCCCGCCAGCUAAGAAGCCGAACCUUCUUUCUAAGCCUCAAGUUCCUGAGAUAUACCCUCAAGUUAUGGCUAUACCCAUUGCCAAACGACCUUUGUUCCCAGGUUUCUACAAGGCCGUCACAAUACGCGAUCCAGCUGUCACCUCUGCUAUACAGGAGAUGUUGAAGCGUGGACAACCCUAUGUCGGUGUAUUCCUCUUCAGAGAUGAGAAUAUGGAUGCAGAUACAAUUUCAUCCGUGGACGAAGUUCAUGAUGUUGGAGUUUUUGCACAGAUUACUAGUGUAUUCCCGGUUACUGGCGAGGAACAUAGUCUUACAGCAGUUUUAUACCCACACCGUAGGAUAAAGCUUCAAAGAUUGGUACCACCAAAGGAUAAGGCGCAACCAGCAUCGGCAACAAUCACAGAAAUUGAAUCAAAAACAACACCUACCAGCGGUCUUGAAGAAGACCCUGCAACGUCUCAAGCUACUACUCCGCCAAAGGAUGCAGAAUCAACUGAACCACAGGGCGACGUUGUCGCGUCCUUUGAGGAGACUAUUGCGGAGAUCGAACAACAAAAGCCAUCGCCAUCUACUUCACCAACUUUCGCCACCGCUUUCCUUCAAAAGUAUAAUGUCUCUCUUGUCGAUGUCGAAAACCUCACUGAGCUACCUCAUGAUAAAAAGAGUCCAGUAAUCAAGGCUGUUACAUCCGAAAUUGUUAGUGUCUUCAAAGACAUCGCCAACAUGAACCCAUUGUUCCGUGACCAAAUCUCUACAUUCCAGAUGUCACAUUCCGCCGGGAAUGUCAUCGAAGAGCCUGCUAAACUCGCUGAUUUCGCGGCAGCGGUAGCUUCAGCGGAAGUUAAGGAGCUCCAAGAAGUUCUCGAAACAUUGGAUGUGGAAGAUCGGCUACACAAAUCGCUCGUAGUUCUCAAGAAGGAACUCAUGAACGCUGAGCUGCAAAGCAAGAUUGCCAAAGAUGUGGAACAAAAGAUUCAGAAACGACAGAGGGAAUACUGGCUUAUGGAACAAAUGAAAGGGAUCCGCCGUGAGCUAGGCAUUGAGAGCGACGGGAAGGAUAAGCUAAUUGAAAAAUUCAAGGAGAAGGCGUCGAAGCUUGCCAUGCCAGAGGCGGUGAAGAAAGUUUUUGAUGAAGAGCUUAACAAACUUACGCAUCUAGAGGCCGUCGCAUCGGAGUUCAACGUUACAAGAAACUACCUAGACUGGCUCACUCAAAUCCCAUGGGGCCAACGGAGUGCAGAGAACUACUCGAUAAAAAAUGCGAUGAAGGUCUUGGAUGAGGACCACCACGGACUGAAAGACGUAAAAGAUCGCAUUUUGGAGUUUAUCGCGGUAGGCAAGCUAAGAGGCGGGGUUGAAGGAAAGAUUUUGUGCUUCGUAGGCCCACCUGGUGUCGGAAAGACCUCUAUCGGAAAAUCAAUUGCCAGGGCAGUGCAAAGAGAAUUUUAUCGAUUCAGUGUUGGUGGACUUACGGAUGUAGCAGAGAUUAAGGGACACAGGAGGACAUACGUCGGUGCCUUACCCGGAAGAAUCAUUCAGGCUUUGAAAAAGUGCCAGACGGAGAACCCGUUGAUAUUAAUUGAUGAGGUUGACAAGAUUGGACGAGGACAUCAAGGCGACCCGGCGUCCGCGUUGUUGGAAUUGCUCGAUCCGGAGCAGAACAAUGCAUUCCUAGACCAUUACAUGGAUGUCCCUGUCGACCUAAGCAAAGUAUUGUUCGUGUGCACGGCGAACAUGUCGGAUACGAUUCCUAGGCCACUGUUGGACCGUAUGGAAAUGAUUGAACUGAGCGGUUAUGUCGCGGAUGAGAAGAUGGCAAUCGCAGAGAGGUAUCUAGCUCCACAGGCGAAGACCUUGAGUGGAUUGGAUAAAGUCGAUGUGGACUUGACAAAAGAGGCCAUCGAGGAGUUGAUUAAAAGCUACUGUCGGGAGAGUGGUGUGAGGAACCUUAAGAAACAUAUCGAAAAAGUGUACCGAAAAGCAGCUCUCAAGAUAGUACAAGACAUCGGUGAAGAAGAGCUGCCAGAAGAAAAGCCCUUGACAGAAGAAGGAAAAAAAGCGCAGGAAGAAACCGCUGAGAAAGCCGAGGAGAUUGCGGAUCCUCAAUUCGACGCAAAACCGGCUACGACGGAAAUCCCACGGGCAGCACUCGAAGUUCCCGAAACUGUGCAUGUUGCCAUCAACAAGGAAAACCUGAAAGACUAUGUUGGCCCACCAGUCUAUACUAGCGAUCGACUCUAUGAGACCACUCCACCGGGUGUCACAAUGGGUUUAGCAUGGACACAACUAGGUGGCUCGGCACUUUACGUCGAAAGCAUACUCGAAUCCGCCCUCGAUUCGGACUCUCGGCCUGGGCUAGAACGUACUGGAAAUCUGCAAAAUGUUAUGAAAGAAUCGACCGCAAUCGCAUACUCAUUCGCUAAAUCAUUCAUGGUAAAGAAGUUUCCAGAAAACAAGUUUUUGGAAAAAGCAAGAGUGCACCUGCAUUGCCCUGAGGGUGCAGUGCCCAAGGAUGGCCCAUCGGCUGGUAUCACAAUGGCGACAAGCUUGUUAAGUUUGGCACUGGAUACGCCAGUUAGCCCAACAGCCGCCAUGACCGGUGAGUUGACUGUUACCGGAAAGGUGUUGAGGAUAGGAGGAUUAAGAGAAAAGACGGUGGCUGCAAAGAGGAGCGGGGCCUCUACGGUGGUUUUCCCUGCAGAUAACAUGUCGGAUUGGUUGGAGCUGCCAGAGAAUAUUAAAGAAGGCAUUGAAGGCCGACCUGUCAGCUGGUAUUCUGAGGUGUUUGAUAUUAUCUUCCCCGGCAUCGACACCACAAGGGCUAGCAAUCUCUGGAAAGAGCAGUUGAAGAAGAAGCCCAGGGGAGCAUCUGGCGAGGAACCGGAUUCCUUGGAAGUCGAUAUGGAUGAGACUGAAGUCAAUGAAAGCCGGAUCAUCGGCCGCUCUCGGUUUGUAUAA
This is a messenger RNA of Orbilia oligospora ATCC 24927, 3444 nucleotides long. RefSeq lists its product as uncharacterized. Bases 1 to 3444 code for a protein of 1147 amino acids. The transcript has 3 exons. Gene Ontology annotation, molecular function: serine-type endopeptidase activity; ATP-dependent peptidase activity; ATP binding. Gene Ontology annotation, cellular component: mitochondrial matrix. Gene Ontology annotation, biological process: protein quality control for misfolded or incompletely synthesized proteins; protein catabolic process; chaperone-mediated protein complex assembly. Lineage: Eukaryota; Fungi; Ascomycota; Orbiliomycetes; Orbiliales; Orbiliaceae. The record is from RefSeq and is a predicted model, not a curated record.